This is a messenger RNA of Helobdella robusta, 1614 nucleotides long. RefSeq lists its product as hypothetical. The record is from RefSeq and is a predicted model, not a curated record. The transcript has 5 exons. Bases 1 to 1287 code for a protein of 428 amino acids. NCBI's taxonomy places the organism in Eukaryota, Metazoa, Annelida, Clitellata, Rhynchobdellida, Glossiphoniidae.
AUGGAUUUCCACAACUGGCGUCUUAUUUUAACCGUUGUCCUGGUCAAACAAAGAGCAACCGACUGUGACCUGCUGUCCCAGCCAACAUUCCAAACCUUAGCCCAGGCGCAGGUAGAAUUAACAGUUACUCCAGCGACAGUGUUCAGCCAACAUGCUUCGUCAUCAAACACAUCAUCUUCGUCAUCGCCAUCCCUAACCACAAUUUCUACGAUCACUUCAAAUACUACAGAUGUAUUUCUGAAAUUCAUCGUCGCUGUUAUAAAAUGUGAAGCGACCACUUAUUCGAGCUUCAGCAGCAGCACGGCAUCCACAGUCGCAACCACUACCACGGCAAACAUCAUUAACACUUUAACGACGGUGUUUGUACCACUUAAUCCAGGUGUUAAUGUUGUCCCUCCAACAACUACUACUCCUUCAACUCCUCCAGCUGCUUAUAGCACUACUACUGCUGCCACUAUUAGCAAUCUUACUGUUCCGUGUUUUGCUGGAAAUAAUAACGAAACGAUACGGAACAAUGUACAAAAGCAAAUGAUUGACAGCUUGGUGUUAGACGCAAAUGAUUUGGCGGUUUUGUCAAUCACCAACUACAACACGUGGAAUGCCAAACUGAGCCUGAUGUUGAGGUCCCCGGCAGCCUACAAAAACGUAACACAGCUACUCAACAGCCCAUCCAACUACAUCUUCAUUUCGAACAACAAAGUUUACUUCACGAAUAACUACACGGCAUACAACUAUAGUCGGAACUGCACAUCAACCUGCUUAUAUUUAUGCGCUGUUGAUGACCAGGGCGAUCCAACUUGUCUCUGCAGCUACACAAACACGGGGACCGCAAAUGUUUACGGAUGCAGUAGUCAGACCAGAGCUGUAGCCAACGAUUCUUACUUAGAUCGAAGAUACCUCGGCCUCCUAGCCAUACCGGUGUUCGUCAUUCUCGUUAUAAUCAUCGGGGUCAUCGUGUUUUGCUGCAUGAAGAAGAAAAACGAUCCAGGAUUUGUGGGAGGAAACAGUUCAGCGAAAUCGAAAUAUUUGAAAAAGUAUGACACUGUGGAGGUAGCUAGUGAUCAAGGGCACAUUAAUACGGUGACGACGAAUGCAUACGUAGAUGAAGAUGGCUAUACAAGAGCUAUCAACUUGAACAACAACACGAACAACGACUUGAACAACAACACGAACGACGGUGGAGAUAUAGGCACCGUCUACAAGAAUAACGAUGAAUUUCGUCGUUAUCUGACGUUAAAAAGCGACCAAGGUUCUGUGAUGGUGAAUCCAACGUUCGAUGAUAAUUAAGAAAAGUUUAUCUUCUGCUUCAAAGAACGCUGUUUAAAAUUCAUUAAAAAGAUGUAAAAAUUUAAUUAUUGUAUUAUAUGUCAAAAGUGAGGUGAUUUAGAUUUGAAUAAUUCAGUUUUAAGCUUUAAUUAACAUUAGUAACGUAUUUGUUAUUUGAUCUGUUUUAGUAUUUUUAACAUGCAAUCUGGUGUUGUCGUUUCUAGCUGGCAUAAAUUUUUUACACAAAAUAUGGUGAUAAUUCAACACGCUUUAUUAUAAUUUAUUUUUUUAUUAGUAAUACAAUUCAAUUGUUCAGAAAAAUAAAUUUAUUCAAUUGACAACAGCAAG